AUGACGGUAACCCACGUUGGUGCGACGAACGCCUACUCUGAAAACUGGGGAGCGGUAUUCGGGAAGUCGAACAAGAAAUCCACCAAGAAGACUGCCCCGAAAAAGAAGACCGCCAAGACAUCGCCCAAGAAGAAAGCUGCCGUAAAAAAGACAUCCAAGAAGAAGGCCGUGAAGAAAUCGGCCAAGAAGAAGACUCCAGCAGCAGCCAAGAAGAAGCCGGCAGUGCGUAAGAAGGCCGUCAGUUUGGCGGCCACGCUCUUGGGGCGGUUCAAGCAACAAAUCGAUAGCCUCGAACUGAUCCCGUCCUCCGGCGGCCGUUUCGAACUUCUACUCGACGGCCAUCUCGAAUACUCAAAGCUGCAGACCGGUGCGUUUCCGGACGAAGCCGAUAUGCUCUCGCUGGUUGAUAGAAAGUUUCGCAGUCUGUUCGUCCUGCUCGGUGUAACGCUGCGCAUCCACGACCUUGGGCACAGUUUGUGGCUGGAUGAACUUCACACGGCUUGGGUCGUGGACGGACCAUUGUCUGAAGUCGCCCCCCGAGCACGGAUUGGGAACCAUAGCCCUGCCUUCUUUUAUGUCGAGUGGGGCAUCAUGCGAGCCUUCGGGCUAAGUGAGCUUGCCCUGCGAUCGCUGUCGGUAGCGGCGAGCACCGCUGUGAUGAUUGUUGCCGCCUGGGCCGUGUGGCGGUGGACGGCAUCGAGCCUGGCAACAAUCGCAACCUCCGGACUCCUGGCUGUAGACCGACUCUUCAUCUUCUACGCUCAAGACGCUCGCCCCUAUGCAUUGUUGGAACUGGUCGCUUUGCUUCAACUCAUCUCUCUACGCGAAGUACUUCAGAAGGCGCAGAGGGGUUGGAGGGUUGCGCUAGUCGCCACUUCGGUUGCGAUGUUGUACUUGCACUACGCUUCCGCGUUACUCUUACUCGCGGAAGCUGUCUUCGUGGGUGUUAGUUGGUACGUGUCGCGGGGUAGAAGGCCAGUGAACUAUCAUCCACGCACGGCGAUGAUUGAUGUGGCGUGCGUCAUCGGGUUGGCGAUCCCACUCGUUCCCCAUGUAUUGCAGGUUGCAUCGCAGCGUGGGAACUGGGCCGAAUUUGUGCCGCGACCUGCAUUGAUUGAUUUUGUUACUCUGUUUCCCUUGGACGUUUGGUUGCUCUACCCUGCCCUGGUUGCUGGCCUGGUCCAUUGGUGGAAGCAUGAGCCACUUCCCAGAUCGCCCUCCAAUCUUUCGCAGCAUCGCUCGCUAAUCGUCUUCUUGCUAGGAGUCUUCUUGAUCCUACUGGUGAUGGCCUGGGGGCUUACCCGAAUCGACCUCGCCCGAGUGUUUCUCAAGCGAUAUCUCAUGAUUGCCGCGGUAGCUCCAAUUAUGGCCACCGCAAUCAUUGGUGCACUACUGCGACCGCCCAGAGUUCAGGUGGCGUACUUUGUGACGCUCGUUGUGGGGCUGGCGGUCUCUCCGUUGCAAACUUCGGCCCAUAGCGUUUUGAGAAACGUCUAUCUGAAUCACAGCAUAUCCGGCCAUGCUCGCGAGGACUGGAGGGCCGCGGCGGAGUAUGUGAGAAAGAACAGAAACCACGCUGCCCCUGUCUUCGUGCGUUCCGGAUUCAUUGAAUGCACAGAGGAGAAUCUGGCGGAGACGAAGUGGAUCCCCUACGGAACUGCUCCGUUGAACAAUCUUUAUGCACUUGCCGAUGACGAAUCACAUUUGAUUCCACUCACGACCCCGCGGCCGUGGGACUUAAUUCCCCAGGCAAGGCAACUACUAAUGUCGGCCGGUGAGGGAUGGAUUGUGCUACGCGGCAAUACGGCUCUGGCAGAUAAGACCGCUGCAGAAUUGGAAAAUAGCCUUAGCCCGAUAGGAACGUGGAGAGUGGCGCGACUGCAGACUUUUAGUGGGCGCCCCGGCGUGACGGUUUUUCAUCUCGAACAGGUUGGAAUCACCGGGCCCGAUACAACCACUUUCGAGCCAUAA
This is a messenger RNA of Cladocopium goreaui, 1971 nucleotides long. The record is from the annotation of a GenBank genome assembly. Lineage: Eukaryota; Dinophyceae; Suessiales; Symbiodiniaceae.